CGCCGGGGAAGUUGCAGCUCCUGUCUGAGCCGGGGUAGACUCCGGCUCCCUGUCCCCCUCGCUGGCCAUGGCCCCCGCAGGCCUGGCCCGCCCGUGGGGCGUGAGGGCACCCAGGAAGCAGGAGUUAAGAGGGGCCAUUUCUGCAAAGCGUUUGCUUUGACUAGGGGCCAGGUUUAUCCCAUGCGGCGGGGUAACUCUGGUGAUCUCAGUGGCGGUAGCCCAGGGCUGAAUGUGGCUCCCUAGCUGCAUUUGAAGGAUGCCUUGUGCUACUGCUGGUGAGAUGUACCUUGUUGAGGGGUGAUUGAGCCUCCUCUGUCAUGUCCAGACGCAGCCAGCGCCUCGGGGCCACCCGCUAUUACCAGGGUGAUGAUGAUGGCAGCAGCAGUGGUGGCAGUUUGCUAUUGGGUGGCCAGGAGCCCCCCUUUAGGGACAGUCCUAACAGGACCCUACGGAGGAAACCGAGCAGCAUGAAGCGCCUCUCUCCAGCCCCGCACCUGGGACCUCCCCCUGCCACCCAGACCUCCUACUACAGCGAGUCUGUGAUCAGUGAGUCCUACCUGGGCAGCAGCAGGGGACUUGCUGGUGGGGGCAGCACUGCCUUUGAUGACCCACAGGACAGCGACUCCUACUGGGGUGGGGAGCUCUCCGCGAGGAGAAGAAGAGGCACAGGAGGUACGGAGUCCAGUAAAAUCAAUGGGCUGGCAGAGAGCAAGACUUAUGACACCUAUGCCUCUUCAUCUGGCUACUCCUCUGAGGAUGACUAUGCAGGUCGCUCUUCCUUGGACCAGAAUAGUGCUGGUUCUGGGUUCAGGAAUGCCAUCUCGCGAGCAGGCUCUUUUCUCUGGCUGGUGGUCACUUCACCAGGCCGGAUCUUUGGACUGUUGUACUGGUGGAUUGGAACCACGUGGUACCGCCUCACCACUGCAGCCUCUCUGCUGGAUGUCUUUGUCUUAACAAGGCGCUAUUCGGCUCUGAAGAAACUUCUUCUGCUCCUCCUGCUACUGCUACUCCUGGCUUCCAUUGCUUAUGGUGCUUGGUAUUUCUACCCCUUUGGAUUCCCGAUGCUCUACCCUGCCAUGUUUUCUUGGGGCACAGCAAAGCUUUCUCCCCCUGUUGCUGGGAAAGAGGAGAUGCUUAGAGCCGGGGAUUCGUCUGCGUUCUUUCGGGCAGAGCAGCAAAUCCUGUCUCGGUUUCAAAGUUUGGAGAAACGCUUCCAGACCCUAGAGGCUGAGGCAUCCCGGCUGGAGAAGCUGGAGCUCCAGAGAGGGGUGGCGGCUGGGGGAGGCCUGACACACGAGGCCACCCUGACGCUCCUGGAGGGGCUGGUGAGCCGUCGAGAGGCCGCACUGAGGGAGGACUUGGCCCUGCACGUCAAGAGCGAGCUAGAUACCAUCCAAGGCCAGCUGCAGAAGGAUUUAAACGGGCGCCUGGAGAAGAUUACUCAGGCAUCUCAGGAGGUGGAGGCCCGGAUGCUCCAGCUGAAUUCGGAAUGGCAAAGCUCGACACAAGAGGGCCUGCAGGGGAGCUUCCGGCAGGAGAUGGGCAGGCUGGAGGCGCAGCUGGCAGGCCUGAGGAAGGAGCUCGCACUCCUGGCAUCUGACCAACAGGCAGUGGUGAAGCACAUGGAGUCACUCCCGGGACAAAUCAAGGGAGUGCAGGAGGACGUGGAAGCACAGUUCCCCCAGUGGAUCAGCCAGUUCCUGUCGCAGCCCAGGGAGGAUGGAGUGGGCAGCCUGGUUCUCCAGCGUGAGGAGCUACAGGAUCAGCUCCAGAAGCUGGAGCGCAAAAUCCUCGCCAGAGUCUCUGAGGACCGGAGGAUGUCUGCGCGGGAUGCCAAGGCUAGCAUUGGGGUAGCGCUGCAGCAGGAGGGAGUCACGGGUGUGACUGAAGAGCAAGUGCACCUCAUUGUGAACCAAGCCUUGAAGCGCUACAGCGAGGAUCGCACUGGAAUGGUUGAUUACGCCCUUGAGUCAGGGGGGGCCAGUGUUAUUAGCACCCGGUGCUCAGAAACCUACGAGACAAAGACGGCACUGAUUAGUCUGUUUGGGAUCCCCCUGUGGUACCAUUCUCAAUCUCCACGAGUUAUCCUGCAGCCGGACGUUAACCCUGGGAAUUGCUGGGCUUUCCGUGGAUCGCAGGGCUUUGCUGUUAUCCGUCUGUCCAGCCACAUUCGCCCCACUGCUGUGACUCUGGAGCACGUCCCAAAAGCCCUCUUGCCCCUGGACACCAUCCCCAGUGCGCCUAAGGACUUUGCCGUCUUUGGUCUGGACGAAGAAGGACAGCAAGAAGGCAUCGUUCUCGGACAGUUCACCUACAACCAGGAUGGGGAUCCCAUCCAGACGUUCCACUUGGAGGGUGAAGAUGUGGGCACGUUCCAGGUGGUGGAGCUACGGAUUCUGAGCAACUGGGGCCACCCGGAGUACACCUGCAUCUAUCGCUUCCGUGUGCACGGGGAGCCGGUCCACUAACCCCGCCCUGCCUCUCCCCUGCCCCCAGCUGGCUACCUCAGGUUCUGCGCUGGCCGCAAGCAACAACCAUGACAGAGAGAGGUUGUCUCCAGAGAGAAUGGCAAGCCGGUUAAGGAAAUACUUCUUUUUGCUGCUUCUCUCAAGUCCCAGGGUGGGAGAUGUGGGGGAAUGACCACCCUUGGCAAACCUAGUCCCCAUAUGCUUUUCUGUGCUGCCGCUUCCAGAGGGAAGAGUUUGUAUUGGGGGCGGGGGGUGAGGGGGGCGGGAAAGGAUUUUAGUGUUCAAAAGGUGGUGUGAUGGGAAACGAGGCUCCAAUCCAGGUCAGACCAGACAUUUUAACUUUUUAAAAAUUUUAUUUUUAAAUGAGUCUAUGCAGUCCAGACCUUUCCGCACCUCCCUUUUCCCAGCCCCAUCCCUUCCAGAUGUUAAAGAAGACUAUAGCAUAGUGUCCCAAGUUUUAUGAACGAACAUGUAGUUAUUAUUAUACAGUGGGGUGGAGGUGAUAUAUUUAUGGCAUCGCUGGCUAGGUAAGCAGCAUCUGAAUGUCAUAGAGGUUGGAGGGAGGGUAGGCACAUGGCCAAAUAAUUUUGCACUAUCGCCCGUUUCCUUCCAUUAUUGGAUCAGUGGUUUGUUUUAGUUAGACCCAGUGGCUAGCUUGCCAUGGGUUGAAUUUGCAACUCAUGACCCUGCAAAGUAGCUAGCAGGCAUGUUAGCAGAGGGAAAUAAUGAGGACACAGACAUGUAUUAAAGAGGUAAUAUAUAAGCAAAAGACUGGGGUUUUAGACCUUGGGGGAGAAGAUAAUCUAGUCUCCCUGGGAUUGUAAACCAGCCUCAACAAUGGAAACCUUCCACUUGGGUCAGUGUCUUAUAUAGUCACCAAGAUACACCUUCCCUUCCACUGCAGCUGAGUGCUAUUGGAUUUCACCAAUAUGCGAGGCUGUGGCCCAGAGUGGGAGAGGGUCCUGUAUUAUUCUCACACACGUAUGUGUGUGUCGUUCUCGCAUGUAAAUCCCCAAAAUAGUGCUAAACAUUCACAAGUCAAAAUGUCUGUGUUUGAUGUCCUUUAAAACUCUUCCCCCGAAACUGUUUUUAGUAAUAAUGGAUGUACUUUUCCAUGCAACGUAUAAUUAACGUGUAGAACUUCAUACCACAAGGGAUACCACUGAGGCAAAUCGCUUAGAUUAGACCUUUAGAGUAGCAUUUGUAGUAGCACUAGCUAGAGUGAAAUGGCCAGGACUGUUUAAUCCUCAGGCUUUGAGAUGUGAACUGCUCAGUAGCUAUAUUCAGGAGAAAAUUUCCCUCCAUGGCUGCUGCAUGAUCAGAUGCCAUGGCCCAGGAGUUGGAGACAGGGUACUAGGCUCGAUGGACCAGUGGUCUGGUAGUGCCUGCCUGCUUUGCUUUUGGAAAACCCUAGUCAAAAUUAUAACAGUCUGUGGUGGGUGUAAAAAUAUAUAAUUACACCCCCACUGGUUUAUGUACAUCUGUAUAUAAACAACUGUACAUAGUGGGGUAGAGUCUAGGCUGUAGUUAUCCAGACACAUGGGGUUUGUUGAUGGGGACACAGGGCAGACAUGAGGGGAUCAGUGUGAUCGCUGGAAGUGGCACAAACCCUGCAGGAUAACGGGGGAAACGAGACAAUAUUAUACAGGCUUUGGGGAUAAGGGGACGACAACCCUAACGGCUCUGAUCUGGGGCGAGGGUGGGGAAAGACAGCAGGCUGAGCAGAGGGUAUGGUGCCAAGGCUGGCUGAAGGGUUCUGUGACACAGCUCGUGGCGCUUACUGUAAAUAGGGGUGGUGAGGCAAGCCAGUGCAGCGUGGUUCAGAUCAGUAAGGAUCCUGCUACCGGGCCUGCAAGGGAGAAUAGUAAUGGUGGCAGCAAUGGUUCCAGGAGGGGGCUUGUGGCGGCAGCUGGGCCUGGCCUGUCCCCUCAGGGGAGGGGUGGGCAGGUCUGUGUCACAGCCCUCCCCCAUUCACAGCUGCUGUCCUGGGCUGAGGCAGUGUAUGGGGGCGGUUGGACAGGGCACAUGUGGGCAGGGAGGGGCUGACAGCUACCUCUUCCCAUGGAUUUAUCUGGGAGCAGGGAGACAGCACCAAGGUGGGAAAGGCCCCUCCCUGCCAGAUUUGAGCCACAAGGACCUCCCCCCAGCCUGUUCGUGUUGUUCCCAGCUGGCAAGAGAAGCGGGGUGAGGGGGGAAUUGUGAACAGGCUGGCGGGGCCUUCUAGUGGGUGUGGUUGUGAGAAUAUCAGCUUUGAGCUGCAGGACAGAGUAGAAGCUCGUAUCAGUGGCCUUGAGAAGGUAACAUGUGGCUGCUCAGAGAAGGGUUUUGUCUCUCUAGGUUUUGGCCAGCAUGCUCUGCUCUUAGUUGAGCUUAUGUUUUGAAUUGUUUUUUACUUAUCCAUAUUGUCUUCUCUUUAUCUGAAAGAAAAGCCAAGGGCUCACUUUGUUUCAGCCCCAUUUGAGGCUGGCACCCCCCAAGUCAAAUUGGGGCUGUGAGCUGUGGGGGUACUGAGCACUGAUUUUUGCCAGGUUGUCUCCAAAAACCUAUUGAAGUCCAGUAGGGCUGGGAUGGUGUGAAGGGGAAGUGAGUGGGGUACUCCCUUCCACAGCUGGCAAUGGGCUUUUUCUGGCCUUAAAUCAGCUGGAGAAGUCAAGCAGUGCACGUCCUCUUGGUCUGCUCCUCCACUGCCUCAUCAAGCAUUUGGCUCUGAUCCAUGUGCCCAUAGGGAUGAGCAGGGGACGGCACCUCCCUUUGGAAUCAAUCACCACUACACCUAAAUAGGCUGCAGGGGGUGGUGACUGGGUGAAGAAUGGCUUCUACACUAGAUGCUGAUUGCCCCAGGCACCAAGAGAUUGGGAAUCAAACCACGGGCUCCUUUAUGGAAGAGCAUGGCCCCGGUCCCUAGAACUCAGAGUCCCACCUGCAGGGGACUCAGACUGGCAAUUGAAGAUGGGUUGUCCAGGGCUUUACAACCCCCUAGGAGCAGUGGACCUACCCUCUGGUGAAUCUUUAAAAUCUGACUACUGACCCAACCCUCCCCCAACAUCUAGGCAUGCUGGAACAGUGAGGAAAGGAGAAAAGGUUUAUUAACUUUUCCUGUGCUCCAGCACCAGCUGUCAAAUCGCUGCUUCAGCUGCAGCCCCACUUCUUAUCAACAUGCUGGGUAAUCAUGGUACUAGAUACAGAAGGUGAGUACAGCAAGGUGGUAAUACAUGGGAAAGAUCUGCUAAGGCAGAGCUUCUCUGUUUACUCCCCUUGAGCUGCCUCACUUUUCCCCCUCUCUUUCUGUGUGUGUGUACCAGGAAAGUGUUAUAAAUUAACCUUGCACAAACCAAGCUGGGUACAGGCAGAUUAAUCUGUGUUUAAUUCUGUAGCCUAUUGCAAAUGCUGCACUGUUUUGUUUGUUUAUCUACAGACUGUAAUUUAUGCCUAUGCAAAAAAAAUCCAAGACAAUAAAUUGUGUCAAAACAGUU
Molecule: messenger RNA, 5941 nt
Organism: Chelonia mydas (Green sea turtle)
Lineage: Eukaryota; Metazoa; Chordata; Testudines; Cheloniidae
Gene: SUN2
Product: Sad1 and UNC84 domain containing 2
Exons: 18
Coding region: 318-2468 (716 amino acids)
Biological process (GO): nuclear envelope organization
Cellular component (GO): meiotic nuclear membrane microtubule tethering complex; nuclear envelope
Molecular function (GO): protein-membrane adaptor activity
Source: RefSeq, a predicted model, not a curated record